This is a messenger RNA of Aspergillus terreus NIH2624, 1119 nucleotides long. RefSeq lists its product as uncharacterized. NCBI's taxonomy places the organism in Eukaryota, Fungi, Ascomycota, Eurotiomycetes, Eurotiales, Aspergillaceae. Bases 1 to 1119 code for a protein of 372 amino acids. Gene Ontology annotation, molecular function: O-methyltransferase activity. The record is from RefSeq and is a predicted model, not a curated record. The transcript has 4 exons.
AUGUCUAGCUCAUCGUUGAAGCACGAUAUCGUUUCUAUCGUCAAGACAGCUAGGCUGACAAGAGAGUCUCUGGAUGAGAAUUCUCGGGUUCAGGCUCUGAGCGCCGCUCGAGAGCUGGUCCAGACGCUAUCGUCUCCUGCUGAGACUGCCAUCCAGGAUGUGUCCAUGUUGGGGGCUUUCCGAGCGAUCUGCGGUCAGAGGAAGGGGAUCACCACGCAUGAGAUUGCAGCGAAAUGCGGUGCAAGUCCAAGUGUUCUUAGCCAGGUUUUGAAAGUCCUCGUAGCCACAGGAUACGUCCUUGAGGCCGGUGUGCAGCUCUACACGCCCUCAGCUCUUACUAUGGUCAUGGCAGAUCCAGUCAUGGAGGCCGCGACUAGAGCAGCUCCGGAAUUCUUCCGCCGAAACAACAACCAGGCUCCAACAUCUAUCGAGGAUACGCCCUUUCAGCUAUCAAAGAACACCAAGCUCGGUUACUUCAGCUGGCUCAGCGAGAACCCGUCGCUGGCAAAAGACUUCCAGCAGUUCAUGUCCAUCAAACAGCAAAAGACCCCAUCGUGGGUUGACUGGUUCGAUAUUGACCGCGUUCUUCUCGCUGGGUUGAAUACGACCGAGGAGACCGUCUUGUUCGUCGAUGUUGGAGGUGGCGAGGGACUGUAUACACAGGCAUUCAACAGCAAGUGCCCUCCAUCUCGCACGCCGGGCCGACGAAUCCUGCAAGAUCUGCCGCAUGUAUUCUCGAAUCUAGCCAAUACACCCGAAGCAACCGAAUUAAUGGCUCAUGACUUCUUCACGCCACAGCCCAUAAAGGGCGCCCGGGUAUACUACUUACAUUGGGUGCUGCACGACUGGGCUGAUGAGCGGGCGCGCGAUAUCCUACGACAUAUCGUUGAGGCGAUGGAACCGGGGUAUUCGCGCCUUGUGAUCAACGAGAACAUUAUCCCCGAUCAAGGCUGUGACUAUACCUCUGCAUGUCUGAGUCUCCUCAUGAUGGUGCAAGUUGGAGCGCUGGAAAGAACUGAACUGCAGUGGCGCGAGCUGCUGAAUUCAGUUGGCUUGACGGAUUUUGCUUUCUAUCAACCGCCGGGGGAGGGGGAGGGAGUUAUUGUGGCUACCAAGUGA